Molecule: messenger RNA, 549 nt
Organism: Durusdinium trenchii
Lineage: Eukaryota; Dinophyceae; Suessiales; Symbiodiniaceae
Source: the annotation of a GenBank genome assembly
AUGAGCUGCAGACACAAUGGAUGGAAGGGUGGCCGGAAUUGUGUGCAAGUGGAAGGACGCGUCUCAUGGCUUUGCCGUCGUUGUGCCAAAAGCCACUGUUGUGGCCAAAAGCUUGAUCCGGAGGAGGAAAUGGUUGAUCAGCUUCAACUGCGUUUGGUUUCCAAAGUUAAAGCGCUGCAAAGACAAGAGGCCUUCAGCAAGUCUUGGGACAGCUUUAGCAAGGCCAGCAACCUGUUGAAGGAUCCGGGCCGCUGUCCUCCAAGAUUCCUGCUCUCAUGGCUGGAAAGUGUGGAAGAAGUGCCAGAUGACUUGCAGGUGCUUUUGCAGAAGGCAAAGGCACAGUUGGAAGAGACGACCAAGCAACUGGAACAGAACACGAAGCAACGCCUCGUGGUCCAAGGUGAAGAUCGCACGCUCAUGAAACGAAAGCACCACGGACUGCCAAAGAAGCAGAGCCACAAAGGUGCUCUCCCGCCAAUGCUGAGCAUCUCGAAGCUUUAUACAGCAGCCAGGACUGGCAGCCUGACCCACGGAUACCACUUCUCAUGA